CAAACCUUCUAAAAGAUCAAGAAAUUUUUUGCUUAUCUAUAUUUCAAGGAAAUCAAUAUGAUCAGUGCUAUGAAACUCAUCAAGAUGGCAAGAAAAUGGCAAAAGUUUGUGGCGAAGCAGAGAAAGAGAAUUUCUUUUCCAAGAUCAAAUUACAAUGAUGCAGAGAGCUGUAGCACAUCAUCUUCUGUUGUUGGAAAAGGGCAUUUUGUGGUCUAUACAACUGAUCAGAAAAGAUUUGUUUUUCCUUUUUCUUAUCUUCAACACGAGGUAAUCGGACAACUAUUGCACAUGUCUGAAGAAGAGUUUGGACUUCCAAAUGACGGCCCUAUCACAUUACCUUGUGAUGAACUAUUCAUGAACUACAUCAUAUCACUCAUCAAAAGUGGUGUUGCAGCAGAUAUUCAGAAUGCUUUGCUCAUAGCAGUCGCUUCCAGCCGAUGCUCAUUAGUUUCUUACCUUCAUGAACAAAGAAACCCGCAAUUGCUAGUUUGUUAAGCUAGCUGUGAUAAAUUUUGUAGUGGAUACAUAAUACUGAA
Molecule: messenger RNA, 536 nt
Organism: Solanum dulcamara
Lineage: Eukaryota; Viridiplantae; Streptophyta; Magnoliopsida; Solanales; Solanaceae
Product: auxin-responsive protein SAUR68-like
Exons: 1
Coding region: 58-495 (145 amino acids)
Biological process (GO): response to auxin
Source: RefSeq, a predicted model, not a curated record